This is a messenger RNA of Laetiporus sulphureus 93-53, 1862 nucleotides long. RefSeq names its product peptide chain release factor eRF/aRF subunit 1. Gene Ontology annotation, molecular function: sequence-specific mRNA binding; translation release factor activity, codon specific. The record is from RefSeq and is a predicted model, not a curated record. Gene Ontology annotation, biological process: cytoplasmic translational termination. NCBI's taxonomy places the organism in Eukaryota, Fungi, Basidiomycota, Agaricomycetes, Polyporales, Laetiporaceae. The coding region runs from base 120 to 1436 and encodes 438 amino acids. Gene Ontology annotation, cellular component: cytosol; translation release factor complex. The transcript has 6 exons.
UCUUGAUCCUGGUAAAAUUUGGGCGCGUUCCCCCUUCGUCCUCCUGUCCCUCCGCCCUCCACCGCCUGGUGUUGUAACAUACCCCCCUCGAGAACACAACCCGUCGGCCCCCACCAAAAAUGAGUCAAGAUGCUGCAGAGCAGAAUAUUCAGAUGUGGAAGGUCAAGAAGCUCAUCAAGAGCCUUGACGCUGCCCGGGGAGCGGGCACUUCCAUGAUCAGUCUCAUCAUCCCACCAAAAGAUCAAAUCUCUCGUGUGUCCGCCAUGUUGACGCAGGAAUAUGGUACCGCAUCCAACAUCAAGUCUCGCGUGAAUCGACUUUCUGUCCUGGCGGCCAUCACAAGUACUCAGCAGCGUCUCAAGCUUUACAAUCGCGUUCCACCCAACGGUCUUGUGCUUUUCGUCGGCACGAUCCUGACCGAUGAGGGCAAGGAAAAGAAGGUGUCUUUCGACUUUGAACCACAUAAACCGAUCAACACGUCCUUGUAUCUGUGCGACAACAAAUUCCAUACCGAGGCGCUCCAGGAACUGCUGGAAUCUGAUUCCAAAUUUGGUUUCAUCGUGAUGGACGGAAAUGGCACGUUGUUCGGCACGGUUGCGGGCAAUACACGCGAGGUCAUCCACAAGUUCACCGUCGACCUGCCGAAGAAGCACGGCCGUGGUGGUCAGUCCGCACUGCGUUUCGCACGUCUGCGUGACGAGAAGCGCCACAACUAUGUCCGCAAAGUCUCCGAGUUGGCGGUGCAGCACUUCAUCACGAACGACAAAGUCAAUGUCACGGGCCUGGUACUCGCUGGUAGUGCAGACUUCAAGACGGAGCUGAGCCAGAGUGACAUGUUCGACCCGCGAUUAGCGGCCAAGGUCAUCAAGGUCGUGGAUGUCAGCUAUGGUGGAGAGAAUGGUUUCAACCAGGCUAUCGAACUAGCAGCAGAGUCGCUUGCCAACGUGAAGUUCGUGCAAGAGAAGAAACUGAUCCAGAGGUACUUUGACGAAAUCAGCCAAGACACGGGCAAGUACUGUUUCGGUGUCGAUGAUACGUUGAAGGCAUUGGAGCUGGGUGCUGUGGAGACGCUGAUUGUCUGGGAGAACCUCGACAUCACUCGCUAUGUGCUUCGAAAUGCUGCCAGUGAGGAGAUCAUCAUCCACGUGAACAAGGAGCAGGAGAAGGAUCGCGAAAAGUUCAUUGACAAGUCUACAGGCGCCGAGAUGGAGCAGGUCUGCGAGCCGCAAUCUCUGCUUGAGUGGUUCGCAGAGAAGUACAAGGAGUUCGGCGCGAAUCUUGAGUUCGUAACAAACCGCUCGCAGGAGGGUGCGCAGUUUGUCAAGGGUUUCGGUGGGAUCGGCGGGCUGCUGCGGUACAAGGUGGACUUCAACACGCUGGGCAGCGUGGAUGAUGACGGCGAAGACGAGUUCCUCAGCGACGAGGAGGAUUUCUGACUUGAGUGGCGGCUCCGCAAAGGAGCCCCAUCUGGCUGGGGCACGCCGGGUGGGGCGGGGUGCCGGGGUGAGCGCGAAGGGGUGAGGACGCGGUUUCAUGCGCUGUGUGGAGAUGCGAGUCUUGGGUGCAAGUGGGGGAGUGAUGCGGGUUGCGGGGUGGCUGCAUUCGACAAUGGAGGUGCGCUGUCAUGUCACAGAUACGGAUCGGCGAAGAAGCAGAACGUCGAGCACGGGCCUUACCACGGCAGAGGCUUGGUUGUACCUAAGAUAUGAAAAGAAGUUUAUUUCAAGAGGUACGCUUGCGGUCGCCCUUCGCAUUCAUUUCCACAUCGCUGACUCGCACAGCGUGCUAGGUCUUGCCAUUGCUGCACGCUACAAAGCUUGACCUCACGAUUGUGGUUGCUCUUGCAGCGUUGCAUGAUGAUC